Messenger RNA from Pelodiscus sinensis (Chinese soft-shelled turtle), 6040 nucleotides. The record is from RefSeq and is a predicted model, not a curated record. Lineage: Eukaryota; Metazoa; Chordata; Testudines; Trionychidae.
CGUGGUCUGAGGCUAGAGGCGUCGCUGCCAUGCAGUCCUGGGCCGGCUCUGUACUGCGUGGCUGCAGCAGUGGUGCCUCUGGUCCCAGCCAAGGCACUGCUGAGGAGCCUCUAUUCCCAGUGCUGCCUCCUCCCACCUCAGCCUAACUUGCUGCAGACAGGAGGGAGCACUCUCCAGGAGGGAGAUAGGGGUAAGGCUGAGUUCCCACCCGCUUGCCACUGAAAAUUAGCUUGCGUGCCCUAAGUUGCCAACCCCUGCACUAGGAGGUGGGGCCUGGACCUGCCUCACGGGUUGGGUCAAAGCUCUAGGCGGGCCAGAUUCAGCUAGCUGAUGGGGUUUUGCCCACUCCUGAGCUAAACUUGCAUGCAGCUCGGACUUAGCUACUCUUGCACAAACAUUGGUGUUUCAGGUAUGAUUAAGAAAAUAGGGUUCGGGCAUGCCGACAGUACAGUGAAGCAGUAAAUAUUUUUAUAGGUUGGUUUAAGGAAACUUGUCAGGAAAUGGAACAAUUAAAGGCCUGAAUGUAUUAGAAAGUCUGCAAUGUUUUGUUUAGGAGAACUAUUUGACUUAGUUGUUACAGUUCAUAAAAUGAAACAUUAAAGCAUUGCUCUGUAACUGGGGUUUGGACUUUGAGUGGCAAUGGCAUAUGAGCUCCCUCACUGUGUAAUAAUGUACUAUUUUUGGCGUCUGGGUGUUGGCUUGUCUCUUCAGAAGCAGUAGAAAGUUAGUUACAUGUGCAAGAAGGAGAUUUGUAAUGUGAGCUCUCCUGUAGUACAACUUGUUAAACAUGGGCUGCUGCUUCAGUAAAGAAGUAACUACCGGCAAAAACAAUGAAAAAACUGGCCUGUUACAAAAAUCUGUGGAAGAGGAGGCAUCAGAAACCAGGAUAAGUAAAACUUUACCUUCAAUUUUAGAAACUGUGGAAAGUAAGAAGCUGAACGCAAUAGAAAAGACAGCUAAUGGGAGAGGUGCUCUAGUCAGCAUUGAGUGCAUUCAUUCUGAUAAAUGCGUUGAGUCAAAUCCUAAACGUGGGUUCUGGGGCAGAAAAACAAAGUAUCCUUCAUAUGAAAGUUUAGAGAACACUCAUCGUGGACAAGUCACUAAGACACAGCAUAACGGACCUUUUAACUUUUUUCUUUCAUUUAAUCGUAUCUUCAAGGUCUUUAAUAGUUAUAAAAAUGUGGAAAAGAGUAAAGAAACGGAAGACUGGGAUAUCGGUGAAAGAGUAAUUGAAAAUACCAAUAGGAAUGUUAAGUGUGUGAAUAAUACAGAAAUCUCUCAGUGUAAUAGUCACAACGGAAACAAAUCCAUUGUAGUCGGAAAGCCAUGUUGCUCAUUGGACUGUGUUUCUCCUUCGUGGGGACCAGUAGCUCUAGACCAAGACUCACAAGAAGAAUCUUUGUUAAAUGUGAGUUAUCUGGAAUAUUACCCAGUUAAAUGUGAGUGUUCACAAACACAAAAUGAAACAGAGAAUGUUCAAGAUAACAAUUGUGACAGCCAUAGAGAGAUUUCAGAUAUAUUGCACAGACAAAUAGUAGUUCCAGCCUUGACUUAUAUUGAUAUAGACCAUGGAAAAUACAGACGAGAUAAGGAGUUUUAUAGCAUUUGUAUUGUAGAUGCUGAAGAUCUGAAAAUGGAUGAAGAGAUGCCAUCUACAAAGCAUGGAUUGAUAGCAGCAGACGUAGAUCAUUCAGCUGUUACAGUUGAAGGAAUGUGCAAUGUGGUAUGCUCUCCAGACACUGAGAGAGAAUUUUCAAUCUUGCAGUCAGUACCAGUGCAAGCAGAGUUUAAUAUACAGAAAGAACUCUUUAUAGAUGAAAGAGAGCACAAGUCAAACCCGCAAAAAAAUGAAAUAAAGGAGUAUUGUUGUAUGGACUUCCAGUCAUCUUAUAAUGGCUUACUGGAUCGCAGCUGUCAGACACAUAGGCUAAAUGUGGAUACUAUAGCAACAGAUGGUUUAAGAGCACUAAUAUAUGAUGAAGAGUUUCCUGAUAAAAGAAUGCAAAGAAUGGGUACGCUAGAUAGUGUUGGUUUGAAUGAAUCAGUUCAUAAAAACACUGAGUCGGUACAAUUUGUGAAUGCUCUCCAAGAACGUUACUGUCCAUAUUCAGUAAGUGUGAAACAUGUUGACAGCUCCACUUCUGACAUGUUGGCUUUCAGUGCUAAAGAAUAUAAUUCAAAAAAGACUGAGAGAAAUGAUAACUCUGACACCACCUCAGUAAAUGUUCUCUUAAAUAAAAUGAACCCUGAAAAGGAAGCAAAUAUUAAACAAAAGUUAGAUGAUACUACAGGUAACUUACGUUUUCAGUUAGAAUUUCACAAAGUAUAUGAUGAUUCCUUUCCAAUGAGUCAAGAUCUGGAAUACCUUAGCCAAGAGGAUUCCCUACUAAAUCUAAAAAGGAAACUAAAUUCUAAUGAGAAAAAAAAUAAAUUUCACACAGCAUACUAUGAAUUUAAAAGAGAGAUCCCUUUUACCACUUGUGAACAAGACAAUAAAAUGGAACUACUUCUGGAAGAUAAAGAGAGAUACACAGGUGAAACUUCAUGCAGCCUGGAAAAUGCUGUGGUUGUAAACAUGACUGAAGGGCCCUCAAAAUUGGAGUGUGUUUUGGAUUGUCAAAUGGCUAUGAAAGGCAGUGCUGAAACAAAGAUAAUGUCAAAUGUUUCAAGUCCUGAUACCAUGAAAGAUGACAAUCAUGUGAGCAUUGUUGGGCAAACGCCCUCAUUUCAAGCAAAUAACUUUUCUGUGGAAAGUCUGAAGACUUCAGUAAGGGUAAGAAAUCAUACACUAGCAUCUUGCAAAUCAUAUAACACAAGUACACAUGAGAUAAUUCAAAAGGAAAAUUGUCUAGAAUGUCAGUUUUCACCACAACUGCCAGAAAAUAAAGGUAAAAUAUGUGACUAUUCCAGUUCAUUGAACAAAAACAGUACUCCCUCUGUAUCUUUGCAGGCAUAUUCAAAUGUGAAUAAAAUGGACUUGAAUUAUAAACAAGAUGAACUAUGGGAUAAAUGUUCAUUUCAUGCAAUGGAAAAUCAAUUAAGUAUGGGGACUAAUCCUGCCAGAUUAACAGGUGGUGGUGUAGAAAUGAUAAAACAGCCAAAACAAGAAAUGUGCCAAUGGGGGACUGUUAAUAAUGAAACAGAAAAUAGUGAACCAAAUUCUGAAGUUAUCAUUUUUGAUCAUGACAGUAGUAUUCUAAGUCAUAGAGACUUAAUACACAAUCAGAAUGUUUUCUCUGUUAUGCAUGAUAAACCUGUGACUUUGGAAGGUGAUCCAUCUGAUACAUUAAAAAUGGGAAACAGUUUCAGAAAUCAUAGAAGUGCUAGUAAUGAUAUAUUUGGAUCUCCUAGCUGUCGGUCUGCAUCAAGCCAAAGAUCAUAUUCAGAUGGUUUUCAAAAAGACGUGCGAGAGUGUGAUGAGAGAGAACCAAUUAAUGUUAAAAGGUCUACUGAAGAACUUUUGGAAACUUACAAAGAAUGUGCUACAGGUGUAAAGGAACCAGAAUUUCAAAGGGGUGAAAAAAACCUGUGUCAUAAUCUGUUAAAGGAAGAAAGCAAUCUUUUUAAUACAUCAACUGAAAAUGCAGAAGCACGAAUAAGUGAGAAUAAAAAGAAGUUGGAAACAAACACCGAAUCUGAAAACAGCCGUUACAUUCUAGAUGCUGAGGUGAAAAGUUUGAAUACUCUUUCCACCACAAAUCAUGAACAGACUGACAUUUGUGAUAUGAGUGCAUCUGAUCAAGAUUUUUUGGGGGGUUGUAUAGAUCCGGGGCAGGUAGAUAGAUACGCUGCUACACCUUCCUAUCAAUUACCUAAUAUCUCAGUUGUUGCCAGAGAGCAUCAGCAAAGCAAUGAGAGAUGUGUUCUAGAUCUGAUGGAAGAUAUUUUGAAUGAAUCAGAAAAUGCAUGUAAACUGGAUAUACAAAAUUCCCAAAGAAAAAUGGAUUCACAGUUCAUAACUCUGCAGACUACUAAUGUUGAUUUAAGUCAGAUAUUUUCUGACACCAUUUUUAAUGAUAAUAGUGAAUAUCCGAUGGGCUAUUUAUGGAAUACCACUACUUCUAACACAGUUAUGGAGAAUGACAGACAACAUACCAUGAAUGAGACUCUCAAGAACCAAUCUCAUGAUGUGGUAGAUGCUUCAUUUGCUAAAGAAAGAGAUCCUUAUCAGUUCCUAGUAACAAAAAAUGAAGGUAUCUGGGGAUGGCAAGAAGAUGAAGAAUUUGAAUCAACCAAGGUUUCUGAGUUAAAUCCUAAUGCAAAGGUAUGGGGGAAUCAUAUGUUACAUUUGGAAGCCAGUGGUGCCACUGAUGAUAGCGUGAACAAAACGUGGGAAGAAAUACCUGACCAUCCUCCAGAUCCAUGCAAAGAAGGAUUGGAUGCCAAUGGUGAUGGUGACAAAAAGCAGCAAAAUGCAGUGUUAACAGAACUGCAAGAGCCGUCGCUAACCGUUCCAGUGUCGGACCAAAGAGAGAUGAACACUUUGGCUCUAGAUAAUUCAGAGUAUGAAUCGAUGCAUGAAACCACCCAAACAGGAGGAAAUGAUCAGUUGCAGCCAGAAGCUCAGGAAGACCUCCGAGAAGUGCUUAAAAAAACACUGGAGUUCUGCUUAUCUAGGGAGAAUCUUGCCAGUGACAUGUACCUUAUAUCACAAAUGGACAGUGAUCAGUAUGUGCCAAUAAUGACAGUAGCAAAUCUUGAUCAUGUCAAGAAACUCAGUACAGAUAUGGAUUUGAUUGUGGAAGUGCUGAGAUCAUUGCCUUUAGUCCAAGUGGAUGAGAAGGGAGAGAAGGUCAGGCCAAAUCAGAAUCGUUGCAUUGUGAUUUUACGGGAAGUACCUGAAUCUACACCCAUUGAAGAGGUUGAAGCACUCUUCAGGGGAGAUAAUUUGCCUAAAUUUAUCAACUGUGAGUUUGCCUAUAAUGACAAUUGGUUCAUUACAUUUGAGUCAGAAGCUGAUGCACAGCAGGCUUACAGAUACCUUAGAGAAGAGGUGAAAACUUUCCAAGGAAAACCCAUCAAGGCAAGGAUAAAAGCAAAGGCAAUAGCUAUAAACACAUUUUUGCCAAAGAAUGGAUAUAGACCUCUGGACAUGAAUCUCUACACACAACAGCGUUACACAGCGUCCUUUUAUUUACCUCCAGUAUAUAGUCCCCAACAGCAGUUCCCUUUGUACAGCUUAAUUGCCCCGCAGACAUGGUCCACUACACACAGCUAUCUUGAUCCAACAUUGGUAAGUGUUUAGGAGCAUAAACAGUGUUUGUUUAUAGCUGCUGCAUGUUUAACUGUUAAUUUAACCACUUUGAAGGACUGCUGGUGGGAGGUCACAAUCUGAAUUCUACUCUGCUGAUAUGUGAUUUUUUUUUGUCUUUUAUUGAAAGUGGACAUUGGCAAUCUAUAUUUGGGGUAUGAGGGCCUCUCUUUGAAAGAGACAUCUGAUUUCUUUUAAUCAAAAAGAGAGGUUUAAGAAGUUACUUUCCUCACAUUUUUAAAUUCACAUCAUAGGUUUUUGUUCUUAAAGGUUAGACACUUAAGAUUUCUGCUCUGAAUGAGAAAUACUUUUUUUUUUUUUUAAGGUAACCUUCAAAGCAUGAGUGUAUUUAAAAUCCACUUCAAUAUUAGGUGCAGAAUGCACCUAACAGGACUAGCUGAGGGGAUAUUCUAGCACAUUAACCUUUGCAAGAUAAAAUCUUACGUGUUAAAUUAAUGUGCAGGAUUGCCCUAUCCCACGUACCCUGACAGUGGCAAAACUAAUAUUUUAUCAUGAGAUAUAAGAAUUGUUCAUAAUCUUUAAAGUAGUAUCGAUGAUAAAAAAUCUUAGCUACAUUUUCUGUAUUCAAAACUGUGUGACUUAGUGACAUACUAGAGUUAAUUCGGGCGGCCGGCUCUGCUCUCCACUUGUGCUUGUUUAUAUGGCCAGUGGUAUACAUGCUUGCAGUUUUUUGUGCACUUAGUGCAGGGGUGGGCAAUAAUGUUUGAUGGGGGCCACUCCAAGAAUUUGGAAAGAGGUUGAGGGCCACACUCUUCCAUGAUAUUAGUG